AAGUUAGCUAUCCAGUCAUCAGAAACGAGAGUCAGGAUUGCAGAGACAGAAUUUGUCUUCUACAAAUGUUCAGCUUUUUCUGGCUGUAUGGAAUGUGUUGACAAUCAUUUUGAAUGUGAAUGGUGUGUCUUUGACAACGUUUGUCACAGCAAAACAGAGGAAUGUGCAUCAUCUCAACUUGGUAGAGUGACUGGACCCGAGACAUGUCCUCAUAUCUUGAAUAAUACAGAGGUUCUGAUACCUGUUGGUGUUGAGCAAAGCUUCAAAGUACAAGCAGCUAAUUUACCUGGUGAUGAGAAUUUACCUGGUGGAAGGCCUAUUUCCUACAAGUGUGUGUUAGACUAUGAAGGAAGGGAAGUUUCUGUACCAGCUACAAGACUUAGUAACAGCCUUUUAGAAUGUCACUCUGAAUCUUACACAUUCCAGACAGAAGUAGACCAACUUUCUGUGGUUCUCAGUGUGCAGUGGAAUGACAUCAUACGCAUUGAUAACCCUUCUCAAUUCUCAGUGAUUCUCUACAAGUGCGAUGUUGAGAGGCCUAACUGUGGUGUAUGUAUCAGUGCUGAUGCUAAGUACCAAUGUGGCUGGUGUGAAAGCACCCAACAAUGUUCUAUUGAUGAUCAAUGUAGUAAUUGGUAUUCAGGAGGAGAUCUCUGCCCGACCCCAAGAGUUACCAGUUUCAGCCCAAGAGCUGGACCUGUAGAAGGUCAGACUAACCUGACUAUUAGAGGGAUCAAUCUUGGUCAAACUGCUUCUAAUAUUCAUAACAUAACAGUAGCUGGACAUCCAUGUGAUCCAUACCCAGAGACAUAUAUCACAGCUACAGAGAUUGUAUGCAUGACUCAAGGAGUAUCAAAUCCAUUGAGUGGUCCAAUCAUCGUUAGACUAGCAAGUGAGAACAAGACUGAAGAAGGGCAUUCAGAACAAGACUUCAGAUUUGUGGUACCUAAGAUCAUAUCUCAUAGACCAAUCCUUGGACCAGCAUCAGGUGGUACUAGAGUAACCAUCACUGGACAUGAUCUAGAUGCUGCUAGCUCUAUCAAAGCUGUGGUAGCUGAUCAUGAUUGUACUGUGGUCAGUAUAUCUCAAGAUUCUAUAGUGUGUGUGACAUCGCCUGCUCUACCUGGUGAUCAUGGAUACGUUGGAAUGAGAUUUGAUGGUCGUUAUGUUGAGGGUACUUUGCAGUUCACAUACAAUCCUGAUCCUACUAUUCUUAGCAUCAAAAGAUUCAGAUCAAUUAAAAGUGGUGGUGUACCAGUACGAGUGGAAGGUACCAACCUCAAUGUGAUACAAAAUCCACAGAUGAUCUUUAGACUACCGGAUAAAAACUUCACAGUUAACUGCACUGUGAGCAGUCCAGAGACAAUGUUCUGCCCAACCCCUAACAUGUCAGCCAGUAGUGUACCUCUACCAUAUGAAACUCGUCAAGGUCAAUAUGGUUUGAUCUUGGAUGGUGUCAAGAACUUCACCAGCCUUGAAGGUCUACCAGGUGUCCAACCAUUUGAGUUUGUCUCUGAUCCAUACUAUCAGAAGUUUCACGAAGCAGAUCAUAUCAAGAAACUUUCCUAUGGACAACCUAAGCUCCUUACUAUCUUGGGAGAGAAUCUAACUUUAGCAUAUGAGGAGAAGGAUGUAGAAGUGUUGAUUGGUGAUUUCCGAUGUCAGAAGAUUCUCUUGGCUGCAUCUAAGCUAUCAUGUGACCUACCGGAUGAACAACCACAAAGCACUAAUGGAGAUCUCUACCCAACUGUCUUGGUUCGUCAUGGUAACCUUGAAUUCUAUGUUGGUAAGCUUCAUUAUGAACCAAAGGAAAUACCUUGGAUACUGAUCAUUGGUGUAGCGGCAGGUUCUCUUCUCGCAAUCAUCAUCUUCAUGAUGACUCUGGUGGUAUACUGUCGUAAAGCUAAUGCCAAUGAACGUCUGGUGAAACAGCUUGAACAACAGAGAGAUACGCUAGAAAUGAAAGUAGCCAAGGAGUGCAAAGAAGCAUUUGCUGAGUUACAGACCAGUGUGAAUACAGUUACCAGUGAUCUUGGUUGUGGAAUACCCUUUCAUAGUUAUCAUAUCUAUGCUAUGAAGACAAUGUUUCCUGAUCAACCAAACCAUCCAGUCCUCAGAGAACUACCACUUCCGAGGGAUCAUAAGACAAAUUCUGAACGUGGUUUACAGAUGUUUGGUCAGCUGAUUGAUAACAAGACAUUCCUUCUGUGCUUGAUACAAACCCUUGAAGAGCAAAGAACAUUCAAUUUGAGGGAUGUGAGUGCAGUAGCAUCACUUCUCAUGGUGGUUCUUCAAUCUAAGAUGGACUAUGCUACAGAUAUUAUGAAGGUCUUACUAGAAAGACUCAUUGAAAAACAUCUAGAGAAAGACAGAGCAAGGCUACUCAUGAGAAGGAAUGAGUCUGUAGCAGAGAAGAUGGUUAGCAACUGGUUAUCUUUCCUCCUCUAUAACUUCCUAGUAGACAGUGCUGGGGAGCCACUAUUUACACUCUUCUAUGGUAUCAAACAGCAAGUUGAGAUGGGACCAAUAGACUCUAUCACUGGAGAGGCUAGAUAUGGACUCAGUGAAGUCAAAAUUAUCAGACAAACUAUUGAAAAUAAAACAUUGACCAUAUAUGCCAUGGGGCUUGACAAAGAUGCAGACCCACAACAGGUCAAAGUUCAUACAUGUGACUCAAUAUCCCAGGUCAAAGAGAAGAUUUUAGACUCCAUCUACAGGACCACACCUUACAGUCACAGACCUCCUAAAGAGGAACUAGAUCUUGAAUGGAGAUGUGGUUUAUCAGGGAGGAAGAUUCUACCAGAAGAUAAUGGUAUCAUUGAUGGAGAGUGGAAGAGGUUAACCAUGCUAUCAGAUGAGCAGGUACGAGAUGGAGAUACGAUAGCUUUAGUACCAAAGCAAGGCUUCACCAUGUCUGCCUUCACAUCACCUACUACAGGAAGAUAUACGGCAAGUCCUUGCCGAUCAACCACUCCAAUGCUAGGGUCAUCAGAUGUAGAGAAUGGUGUGAAGCUAUGGCAUCUAGUCAAACAGAGUGAUCAUGAUAAUAUGAAAGGAAAUGAGAAGGAUCACAAGAUGAUGGCUGAAAUAUAUCUACCAAGAUUACUUACGACCAAGGUCACAUUACAGAAGUUUGUAGAUGAUCUCUUUGAGACGAUAUUUAGUGUUAACUACCGUAGUAACACCCUCCCUCGUGCCAUUAAAUACCUGUUUGAUUUCUUUGAUGACCAAGCUAAGCAACAUGGUAUCACCAAUCCUGAGGUUGUACAUUCAUGGAAGAGUAACAGCCUUCCUUUAAGGUUCUGGGUUAACCUGAUUAAGAACCCACAGCAUAUCUUUGACAUCUAUAAAUCAGACACAGUAGAUGCCUGUUUGUCCAUUGUUGGUCAGUGUCUAAUGGAUGCUUGCUCUGUAUCUGAACACCAACUCACCAAAGACUCACCAUCUAGUAAAUUACUCUAUGCCAAGGAUAUCCCCAAGUACAAGGAGUGGGUUGCAAGGUACUAUGAUGACAUCAAGAACAUGCCACCAAUCAGUGAUCAAGAUAUGAACGCUGUGUUAGCAGAGCAUUCCAACAGUCACCAGUAUGACUUUCACAAACUAUCUGCUCUCAAUGAACUCUAUCACACCUAUGCCAAGAAGUAUGGUGAACAAAUUUCGGAAUCAUUACAGAGGGACGAGUUUGGUCAAAAGUACAAGCUGGCAGAAAAGUUUGAGCAUGUUGAACAGCUAAUGAUUGACAGUGAAUCAAAUCAUACCAUAUGAUGAUGAUAUUCAGGACAAUCUUAACAUGGUCUUGUUGCAAUAUAUAUAUAUUUUUAAGAUAUGAUGGAGUUUGAUGUUAGCCUUGGAGGAUAAUGGAUGAUGUCAUUGGAUGGUUGAUGAGCAUCUUUUUGAAAUGGGAUAUUUUCAAGGACAUUAUUGUGGACCAUCAACCAUGGAUUUCUUGUUUCAUUUGUCUUAUGUUGAUAAGAAGCUUGCCUUUUAAUUGUAAUCAUGGAGAUGUAAUAUGGAUGACUUGGAUUAGAUGCAACUGAUUUGAAUAUCAGGUCUGUUUGGUCUGACGAACGACAGGGAUUCAAGUUAGAUGAAAAAUGUUAUGAUUGUACUUGAAGAAAUAUUGAUUUAAUUUGUGAUGUGUGCAUGGGACAUUACCUUUGAGCUGUCUUGUUAAGAAUUUCAUGUGCCAUGCAUUUCACGGGACUUGUUGCCUGUUAUGACACAAUGCGUUCAUUGUGCAGUUAUUUUAACAUUUGUACAGAAGUACCUGUAUCUCAUUGUGGUUAUAAAACUUUGUGACAUUAUUUAUUGUGCCUGAGUCGAGAAAGAUAUUUACAGCAUAAAAAGAAUAUAAUUUGUCUAUUAUAAAUGCUGUUUUUAAGUGUGUUAUGAGAUUUUACUGCAAAGCAAAUUAAUGCAUUAUUAAUGUACUCCAAAUUACUAUGUGAGAAGUCUACUUUUAAGGAAGCAGAAGAUUAACUUAAUAUUGAUUAUUUCAAAUUGUUCAUCUGGAUUAUAUUGUUUAAUUAUAGUUAUUUCUAUUUGCAGUUUUAUAACUUCAGAAAACUAGUUAUUUAAUUGAUAUGGUCAGAUUUCUGACUUUGGCCCCUAUUUAUACUCUUUCUUUCAAUGUUCCGCAGUAUAAUUACAAAUUUUCUCAUUAUGUUAACUUCUCUGCGGAUUUAUUUAGCUCUAGCAAGAUAAGAUUCAGAAGAGUGUGAUAAAAUCAUACUUAUUUUUACAUUGUUAAAUUUCUCAACGGUGCUCUUUGUUUAUGGAUCUGAAAUAUCUAUUGACUCUAUCAAACUUUCAGUGCUCUUCUAAUAGUAUGGAUUUACAUAUGCAAUUUUAUGUUUUCUCAUUUUGUUUUCUUUUAAUUCAUGUCUUUUUUUAAAGCUAGAUCAAAAUAGAACAAAAGAAAUUGUGUUGUGUUAUUUAAGUUGUUUUUUCAUCAGUCAUUCGUGAUUGUUACUCUCCCCAUUAUAAAAUACCAAAUUUGAUAAUUCAGUUGCCUCAUUUAUUCUCAAUAUAUUCUUUCUUUUCUUUUUUUAUGUGCUUACAAAUUUACAAUCUCAAAUAUCAUCUUCUUUAGUGUAUGCGUUUUCAAUUUUGCUCUUCAUCUAAAAAAAGAUGAUUAGAAUUAAUCUAUCUAUCUAUCCAAAUUAUGUAUUAGCAAAAUGAAAUCAUGUUACCUUUACUGGGGUGUGAAAGAAUGUUAGCUGCCUUCACAGUGAUAAACUUGGGAAAGUUUAUACUGAACCAAAGUAUUGAAAUAAAAAGCAAAUAUUCUGUUAAGAUAGCAUGAAUAAUAUGAACAAGACCAGGACAAUUUAAUUGAGUGUAAUGAAAAGAAUGUCAAAGUAAGGAUUUUAUUGACAAUUAUUGAAAAACUAGUGAUAUCUUCACAUGUCUUUAUAAAUGUAUACCAGACUUUGAUCAGCAAAUCUUAGAGUAUGUAUGCUGUUGUAUAAAUGUCAAAUUAUAAAAUAUUUGAGAGAAUUAUUUGACAAGACUUUUAUUGAUUUCUUUAUUUGUAUAAUAGAAGGCCUUGGCUGAGGAAAAGCAACAAAACUAUAUUACAUAUAUAAAAUAAGUAUUCAUCCCAUCCUGUAGUCAUAUGUCAAAUUUUCAUCAAGAAUUUGUCAUCUGCUGAUAUCUUAAAUUCAUAGAUGCCAGGAAAUGUGAGAAAUAUUUGUUAAAUGAAAAAAUAUCAUUUUCAUUGAUAUGAAUUGAAGAGGUUCAAUUGUUUACCAAAUGACUUACAAACGAUGGCACAUAAUAAGUCAGUUUCCUUGUUUUUAACAUCAUAUUCAAAUAUUAAUUAGAAGGUUGUUAAGUUUUGCAUUUUGCCAUUUAUAUUACAAUGAGAAAAGGGAAUUCACAUUUUUUUACUUCUUUGGUAUAUAACCAGUUUUGACACUGAUUUUUAUCACACAACACAUUUCAUCAUGUUUCUUAAUUAUUCCCUUUUAUGUAGAUGUAUCUUAAAUGCAGCUUUCUUAAUUUAAAUAAAGUGCAUUAUUUAUAUCAUGUAUAGCAAACUUCUGGUGCAAACCUUGAUUUGUAUUCUGUAUAACCAAUACAGGCUAGUUUUCAAUGUGCCCUUUUACCAAAGCUUUUGAAUUACUUAAAAGAAGUAAAAAGUAUGAUCAAUUAAGAUAUGAUUAGUAUCAAUUCAGUGAUUGUAAGAUAUUGUAAUAUGGUCAGUCAUAUUCCAUUAACAGUGAAUUGGAGCAUGACAUUUCUUUACUUGUUGCAAUGGUGUUUUAAUUUCUUUUCAAAGCUUUAUUUGAUUCUCGCUAUUGAGAACACUAUCACAUUUUUGGAGCAAGAUUAUUCCAUUAUUUAUAGAGAGAAACUCUAUAUUCUGCUGCAUAUGAUAUUUUAUUACAUUGUACGUUCAAAUACGGUGACCCCCAAACAUUGUAAUUUUAAAUUUGUAUUUAAUUUUGAAUAAAACUCAUUUCUCAAAAUCAUCAGUAAGUUUUUAAACUUUUAAUAUUCCUAGUAAAUAUCAGAGUAUAAAUGGAUGUUAUAUCUGUAUAAAUGUAUGUUUUUUAAUUGUAUUUUUGUGGAACCUCAGAAUAUUGAAACUGAGGAGCCCUACGGAAAAUCUGUAAAUGAUUCAAUGAAUAAAAGAAAUGUUUUCAUAUCAAAAUUAA
This is a messenger RNA of Lytechinus variegatus (green sea urchin), 6662 nucleotides long. Its product is annotated as plexin-A4-like. The transcript is spliced from 24 exons. The record is from RefSeq and is a predicted model, not a curated record. Bases 88 to 3765 code for a protein of 1225 amino acids. Gene Ontology annotation, molecular function: semaphorin receptor activity. Lineage: Eukaryota; Metazoa; Echinodermata; Echinoidea; Temnopleuroida; Toxopneustidae. Gene Ontology annotation, biological process: regulation of GTPase activity; regulation of cell migration; positive regulation of axonogenesis. Gene Ontology annotation, cellular component: semaphorin receptor complex.